Arthroderma uncinatum is the source of this 666-nucleotide messenger RNA. RefSeq lists its product as uncharacterized. The transcript has 2 exons. The record is from RefSeq and is a predicted model, not a curated record. Bases 1 to 666 code for a protein of 221 amino acids. NCBI's taxonomy places the organism in Eukaryota, Fungi, Ascomycota, Eurotiomycetes, Onygenales, Arthrodermataceae.
AUGUACCAUUUUUCCGGUCCCAAGGCGUCACGGAACCCGCCACUACCACUGCUACUGUCACUUCCCCGUCUACUCCUGUCAUAUGACGAGAAAGGUACUGAGGAGGUGGAAGAUGACGGUAUUGGGACGGGUAUAGGUGAGGUGGUAGAUGUGGAAGUUGAGGCUGUAGUUGACGAUGCUGGAGCAGCGGUGGCGGAAGCUGCCGGUCCCGGGGAGGAUAGAGGAGUUCUUGACGAAGGCGAAGGAAAAUGGUUAGACGUUGAUGAAGCCGCUGCUGCUGCGGCAAUAGUGGAUGGAGGGUUGGUCGUUGACAGCGGUGAAUUCGAAGGAGUAGGGUUUGAAGUUGCCUUGGUGGCUAUUGUUCGAGCACCGGUUGUAUUUGAUGAAGAAGAAGAGGGCGAAGAGUAUGAGGAGGAGCCAAUAUGUGAUGAAGAUGGGCCUGGAGACGGCGGUUUUGACGCUGCUGGUCCUUUAUAUGCCGUUUGCGCCCUAAAGGCCGCAAGGAAGUUGGCUAAAAACGGCCGGUUGGUAGUCAUGGCUGCAGACACGCGUGUAUGGCUGGCUUCUUCGGAUGACAUCGACGAGCUGAUGAUGUUCUUCUAUUCAGGAUACUGGAUCUAUCUCUCCGAUCUGGUGGCGUAUGGCGCGGCGCGGCGUGGCGUGUAG